This is a messenger RNA of Cololabis saira (Pacific saury), 5261 nucleotides long. RefSeq names its product DNA topoisomerase II alpha (gene top2a). Lineage: Eukaryota; Metazoa; Chordata; Actinopteri; Beloniformes; Belonidae. The record is from RefSeq and is a predicted model, not a curated record. Gene Ontology annotation, molecular function: DNA topoisomerase type II (double strand cut, ATP-hydrolyzing) activity; DNA binding; ATP binding. Gene Ontology annotation, biological process: resolution of meiotic recombination intermediates; sister chromatid segregation; DNA topological change. The transcript has 35 exons. Gene Ontology annotation, cellular component: nucleus. Bases 137 to 4921 code for a protein of 1594 amino acids.
UUGAAAUCAAACCGCUAUUUCCUGACGAGGCAGUCGGCAGCAAAGACGUUUUAGUUAUUGUUAAAUCUGGUUGGGACUUUUGUAAUUCGUUUUUAAACAUAGUUUGUACGAUUUGUGAGCAGCAUAUACAAGAAGAAUGGCGGAACCGUUGAAGGCCUUUUUAGAAAACAAGCCGGUGGAAAAGACAAAGAAAGAUCCUAAGCGUAUGUCGGUGGAGAGGAUCUAUCAAAAGAAGACGCAGUUGGAGCACAUAUUGCUCAGACCAGACUCCUACAUCGGCUCUGUAGAGCCUGUCACCCAACAAAUGUGGGUGUAUGAUGAGGGUAUUGGAAUUAAUUGCCGUGAUGUAACAUUUGUGCCUGGGCUUUACAAGAUUUUUGAUGAGAUUCUUGUAAAUGCAGCUGACAAUAAGCAGAGGGACAAGAGCAUGUCGUGCAUCAAAGUCAGCAUUGAUGUUGAAAACAACACCAUCAUUGUAUGGAAUAAUGGAAAAGGAAUUCCUGUGGUGGAGCACAAGGUGGAGAAGGUCUAUGUGCCUGCCCUCAUCUUUGGACAGCUCCUCACUUCCAGUAACUAUGAUGAUGACCAGAAGAAAGUCACUGGUGGACGUAACGGAUAUGGUGCUAAGCUGUGCAAUAUCUUCAGUACAAAAUUCACUGUACAGACUUCCUGUAAAGAGUCCAAAAAGACGUUCAAGCAGACUUGGUAUGACAACAUGGGCAGAGCAGGGGAUGUGGGCAUCAAGCCCUUUGAUGGAGAGGAAUACACUUGCAUUACUUUUAGGCCAGAUCUGGCCAAGUUUAAGAUGAGCAUCCUGGACAAAGAUACUGUUGCUCUGAUGACAAAGAGGGCCUACGAUAUUGCCGGGGCCAGUAAGGGUCUUAAGGUGUUUUUCAACGGCAAGAAGCUCCCUGUUUCAGGAUUCCGUAGCUACGUGGACAUGUAUCUGAAGGAUAAGGUGGACGAACUGGGAGGUCCCCUCACUGUGGUCCAUGAAAUUGUCAACGAGCGCUGGGAGGUCUGCCUCACUUUGAGCGAGAAAGGUUUCCAGCAAGUCAGCUUUGUCAACAGUAUUGCCACGACCAAGGGCGGCAGGCACAUCGACUAUGUAACUGACCAAGUGGUUGGCAAACUCAUCGAAGUGGUGAAAAAGAAGAACAAAGCUGGCGUGACUGUCAAGCCUUUCCAGGUGAAGAACCACAUGUGGCUGUUUGUCAAUUCUCUGAUUGAGAACCCUACAUUUGACUCUCAGACCAAAGAAAACAUGACACUUCAACAUAAGAGCUUUGGCUCCACUUGUUCCCUCAGUGACAAGUUCUUUAAACAGGCCACAUCUUGUGGGAUUGUGGAUAGCAUCAUGAAUUGGGUGAAGUUCAAGGCUCAGGCUCAGCUCAACAAGAAAUGCUCAGCUGUGAAGCACACGAAAAUCAAAGGUGUGCCAAAACUGGAUGAUGCUAAUGAUGCAGGUGGGAAGAACUCCAUCGGCUGCACGCUGAUCCUCACUGAGGGAGACUCGGCCAAGACACUUGCUGUGUCUGGCCUGGGAGUGGUCGGAAGAGAUCGUUAUGGUGUGUUCCCUCUCAGGGGGAAAAUGCUCAACGUUCGGGAGGCAACACACAAACAGAUUAUGGAAAAUGCUGAAAUCAAUAACAUCAUCAAGAUCCUUGGUCUUCAGUACAAAAAGAACUACAGCGACCCAGAAUCCCUCAAAAGCCUGCGUUACGGCAAGAUCAUGAUCAUGACAGAUCAGGAUCAAGAUGGCUCCCACAUCAAGGGUUUGGUGAUCAACUUCAUCCAUCACAACUGGCCGUCAUUGCUCCGCCACAACUUCCUGGAGGAGUUCAUCACCCCCAUCAUCAAGGCAUCUUUCAAGAAAACGCAGAUCUCUUUCUACAGUAUCCCUGAAUUCAAUGCAUGGAAGGAAAAACAGUCUAACCACAAAUCUUGGAAAGUCAAAUACUACAAAGGUUUGGGGACCAGCACAUCGCAGGAAGCCAAGGAGUACUUCUGUGAUAUGGCGAAACACCGCAUCCCGUUCAAGUAUUCGGGACCUGCUGAUGAUGAAGCUAUCACCCUGGCCUUUAGCAAGAAGAAAGUGGAAGAACGAAAGGAGUGGCUCACCAACUUCAUGGUUGACCGGCGCCAGCGCAGGGAGCACAACCUUCCUGAGGAUUACCUGUAUGGUCAGUCGACCACGUCUCUGUCCUACAAUGACUUUGUCAACAAGGAGCUUGUACUUUUCUCCAACUCCGACAAUGAGAGGUCCAUUCCCUGCUUGGUAGAUGGUUUGAAACCAGGCCAGCGGAAGGUGCUGUUCUGUUGCUUCAAGAGGAAUGACAAGCGGGAGGUGAAGGUGGCCCAACUGGCUGGUUCAGUGGCCGAGAUGUCGGCUUACCAUCACGGCGAGAUCUCUCUGAUGAUGACGAUUGUUGGCUUAGCCCAGAACUUUGUGGGAAGCAACAACAUGAACCUGCUACAGCCUCUUGGACAGUUUGGAACCAGGUUGCACGGUGGAAAGGACUCUGCCAGCCCUCGAUACAUCUUCACCAUGCUCAGUCCCUUGGCCCGUCUUGUUUUCCCUGCGGUGGAUGACAACUUGCUCAAGUACAACUACGAUGACAAUCAGCGUGUGGAGCCAGAGUGGUACAUGCCUAUCAUCCCCACUCUGUUGGUAAACGGUGGCGAAGGUAUUGGCACAGGCUGGGCCAGCAAGAUUCCCAACUAUGACAUACGUGAGGUUGUCAACAACAUCCACCGUAUGCUCAAUGGCGAGGAACCUCUGCACAUGCUUCCAAGCUACAAAUCCUUCAAAGGUACACUUGACCAGGUUAUGGACAACCAGUAUUUGAACUGCGGAGAGGUGGCCAUCAUUGACUCCACCACCAUUGAGAUCUCUGAAUUGCCUGUCAAAACCUGGACACAGUCCUACAAGGAGAAUGUGCUGGAACCUAUGCUGAAUGGCACAGAGAAAGUUCCUCCUCUGAUUACCGACUACAAGGACUAUCACACUGACGCAACGGUGCGCUUCGUGGUCAAGAUGACGGAGGAAAAGCUGAGGGAGGCUGAAGCCGCUGGCCUCCAUAAAGUUUUCAAACUGCAGAGCACUCUGACCUGCAAUUCUAUGGUCCUGUUUGACCAUGUGGGCAGCUUGAAAAAGUAUGAGUCAGUGCAAGAGAUCCUCAAGGACUUCUUUGAGUUGAGGAUGAAGUACUACGUGCUGAGGAAGGCCUGGCUGGCAGGUCUGCUGGGGGCAGAGAGUGCUAAACUCUCAAACCAGGCCCGCUUCAUCCUGGAGAAAAUUGAGGGCACUUUGGUUAUUGAGAACAAGCCCAAAAAGGAACUGAUACGUAUGCUCCAGGAGAUGGGUUAUGACUCUGACCCAGUCAAAGCUUGGAAACAGUCUCAAGAGAAGAAUAUAGAGGAGAUGGAGACUGAGGAGGAGGAAGGAGAAGAGAAGGAGGACAACAGUGGGCCCGACUACAACUACCUGCUGAGCAUGCCCAUGUGGUUCUUGACCAAGGAGAAGAAGGAGGAGCUGUGCAAACAGAGGGAUGCUAAGAUGACAGAGCUGAACAACCUGAAGAAAAAGACUCCUUCAGAAAUGUGGAGGGAAGACCUUGCUGCUUUCUCUGAGGAACUGGAGCGCCUUGAGGCAAAAGAAAAGGAGGAGGAUACCAUGCCUGUGAAAAAAACGGGGAAAGGCAAAGCAGUGAAAGUGAAGCAGGAGACGAUGCCUACACCGCAGGGCCGCCGGGUUAUUCCACGUGUCACCAGCGCAAUGAAAGCGGAAGCUACCAAAAAGGCUGAUCUUAAGAAAGGAGAAGGCAAGAGAGGCAAAAAAGUCAAGAAUGAAAAUAUUGUGAUGAAGAUGGAGUUUAGCGACGAAGCAGAGAAUUCAGCGCAGAUGGAGAAUGCAGAGAAUUCAGCGCAGAUGGAGGACACUGGUCUUGUCGCUCGACUGGGGAAAAAAACUAAAACUCAGGCAAAAGACAAAGUUUCAAAGCCUGGUAGGCAGACCACUCUUCAGUUCAAGCCCGCUGCUAAGAAGCCGAAGAAGAAUCCGUGGUCAGACAAUGAAUCUGAGAGCGCGUCUGACGGAGAAAUGGAGGCAGAGGAAGUGGUUGCUCCCAGGGAUCGCGUCGAACGUAAAACUAAAGCGACAGUGAAGUACAGUAUGUCUGACAGUGAAGAGGACUUUGAUGACUGUGGAAAGACAAGUGCUCCAAAACGGAAAUCUCCCAUCAGUGAUGAUGAGGAUACAAGCUUUUCCCCAGAUGCCUGCGUCUUGUCAGAGAGCGAAGACGACUCUCCAGCUCCACCUCCCAAAGCUCCUGAGCCCAAGAAAAAUCCAGCAAAGAGCAGAACAACAGUGAAACAAACCAAAACAAAUUCAAGUUCGCAGUCUGACGAUGAGGUGCCUCCACCCAAGGCUCCAGCUCAACGUAAAACCAAAGAGCCUGCUCCCAAGAAGGCUGCUCCCGCCAAGAAGGCUGCUCCCGCCAAGAAACCAGCGGCAUCCAAGAAAAAGGCAGCAGAUGCGAAGCAGCCCUCUAUCUUGGAUGCGCUCUCUAAGCCCAAACCUGCAUCUAACACUGCUGCCAAAAAGGUCCCUUCGUUUGACUCCAGUGAUUCGGAGGAUGAAAGGAAAGCUCCAGCUGAAAAGGCAAAACCGGUUCUGAAACGAAAACCAACCGCCAGUAGUGAUGAUGAUGGGAGCAGCUCGGACAACCUCAUGUCACGCCUGAAGGCCAAACCAAAGGCCGGUGCCAGGAAAGUAAAGAAGUGGGACGAGGAUGACAGCUUCCAGAUUUCAGACCAAGAAGUAGCUUCUCCUGUUGCCGCGGCAGCGCGAGAUAAACCCUUCCGUGCUCGGAAACCUGUUGCCUACAAACUGGACUCGGACUCGGAUAGCGAUUUUUAAAAUGUCAUAACUGUAAAUAUGUGCGAGAGUGAGGAUUUGAGUGUUCCUGGAUUGGGCAGGCUCUUUUAGUCAUAGACCAGGUGUCGCUUGGAAAUUAAUACAGUUAAAGAUUCUAUUGGCUGAAGUACGACUGCAUUUCCCCUCACAGCUUAAAUGGAUGUUCAAUCUGUUCAAUUUAGGAAAAAAACAAUCUUUGUCAAAGAAUAUGGGACAAAGAAAAUAAUUGCAUGUAGGUUCUUUCGCCUAUAAUCCUUUCUCUUGUGUUUUGUCUUGUCUUGUAAAUAUUUCCAUGGCUGUUCAUGUAACUGUUUUAAAAAAUAAAAUUUGUUAUUAAAUUGAA